Molecule: messenger RNA, 3156 nt
Organism: Maniola jurtina (meadow brown)
Lineage: Eukaryota; Metazoa; Arthropoda; Insecta; Lepidoptera; Nymphalidae
Product: LIM domain only protein 3-like
Exons: 7
Coding region: 454-1161 (235 amino acids)
Biological process (GO): positive regulation of transcription by RNA polymerase II
Cellular component (GO): nucleus
Molecular function (GO): DNA-binding transcription factor binding; transcription coactivator activity
Source: RefSeq, a predicted model, not a curated record
UAGCCCGCGGUCGGCUCAUUCCGCCGUAAGCUCCCGCAGUGAGUGAAUGUGUAGUUUUGUCUCCUCGAAGCCGCAAACUUUACACGAGCUGCGAUAAAAUAAAUUCAAGUCUAAUAAUUCUUUUAAAAUAUUUAAAUCCAACGCCGCGUUGUAAAUCUUAUUUAAGCGCCGAGUGGUACCUACAAUCUUGUUAAAUCGUAUCCAUUAUAGGUUAUCAUUUAAUAUUUAUUUACUUGUCGGAAAUAUUGUAACUCCCAUUAAAAUUGAUAGUGACAAUUGAAGUGGACAAGCAAGUCUUGGUUUAGUGGCAUUAUUGUACUGUGAAAUUGUUUGUUGUGGAUUAAAGACACGUUCUUGGAGAGCAAUUUUCAGUGUGUUUGUUUACUUUGGCGCAAAGUGGCAUUCUUUCAGGAUAUAAUUACCGCCGUGUGAUGUCCGAGUGACGAACUCAAUAUGAUUCGUGAUCCGCCGGCCAUGCACAAACCCGACAACACCAACAGUCAACAAGAAGAUAAGUAUGCACUUAGCGGCGGCGUGGCGAACCCUGGGGGCACCCGGCUAUGCGCGCAGUGUGGGAAGGUCAUCACAGAGCGGUUCCUGCUCAAGGCGAUGGAACGAUUCUGGCACGAAGACUGUCUCAAGUGCGGUUGCUGCGACUGCCGACUAGGCGAAGUCGGCUCCAAGUUGUAUUAUAAAGCAGACCUAAUGCUUUGUAAAAGGGAUUAUCUUAGGUUAUUCGGCGCAACGGGCAACUGUGUGGCGUGCAACAAAGUCAUUCCCGCCUUCGAAAUGGUUAUGCGAGCGAAGAGUUUCGUUUACCACUUAGAAUGCUUCGCUUGUCAACAGUGCAAUCACAGGUUCUGUGUGGGCGACAGAUUCUAUCUGUGCGACAACAAGAUACUCUGCGAGUAUGAUUACGAGGAGAGGCUGGUUUUUGCAAGUAUGGCGGCCAACCCCAGCGGGCUAGCACACAUUAGACGACAAGUUAGUGGAUUACAGUCGCCGAGUAGUGCAUACGUGGGCGGGGCGGCCGGCUGUGUGGCAGGAGGGCCGGUGGGUCCUCUAGUAGAGAAAGACAACGGAGGGUGCGCUGGCGCAGACGACGCGUCCAGCGGCUACGGCAGCCCGCCCGACCCUGAUGUUUGCGAUGCUGCGCGAUGACCGAUGAUGCCUCGCCGACUACUUGCCUCGGUGAAACCUCACUGAGCUAUGGCGGUACAUGGUUAAGAGCUGUUUGCGCAUCGGAUAACCCAGACAAGAGAAGAUUAUUCAAGAUCAAUAUCGCCUAGAUAAUAAAUAUUGCGUUUCCUUCAAAAUUAUACAUCCUCUGCUUCAUUACAAGAUAUCAAACAAACAGUUCAACACUUCUAUUUUUCCAGUCUCUCAAAGUGUUAAAACAAUUUCAACGGUGCGAUUUUACUAUAGAAAAAGGUGAAAUUUUUAAAAGACUAUUAAAAUGUUAAGCGAUUACAGAAUGAGUUUAUGCAAAACCGACUAAGUGCAGUAUUAUAUCUAAGUGUUUCGAAGACACUUUGAAAGCGCCGCAGGAGUACAUUAGGCUAGAAGGCGCGCCAUGGAUGAGGCCACUUUACAAAAUGUCCGGGAUGAGUCGCGAUAACGUUGUCAGAACACGAUAUUUCCAUUAUGUAUACGAUUUGAGUCUACAUGGUAAGAUAGCGCCGCGUGGGUAGGACGCUAACCCUCUCGCGCGGGCACCGCUGUAUCCAUACAACUAAGGCUAAAGCAUACACGAUACUUUUAGCAUCGGAAAUUGGUGAUUUAAACGUUUUCCGUAGAAGCUGCGAUUACACAUAACUCCGCAUUUUCGAUAUACUUAGUGUCGGGCAAGGCACUAUGCAGCAACUGCAUGUUCAUAUAAUAAAUUAUUAUUUAUUACAUUUGGACGCGAGUCGCGAUUUCGACUGAUAUCUUGACCUUAGUUUGAUAUUGCUGUGGCUUUGCUUAGAGUGAAAACGUGACAGAUGUACCUAUGUCUCUUACAGACAUUCGUUUCGUUUUAAGUCUGACUUAAGUCUGAGUAAAAUCAAAUUACGUUCUAUAAAUCUCAGCCUUAGUUUUAGUAGGUACCUACAGGUGCUACGUUCAAGGCAAAAACGCCAAAACGAUUUGCAGUUUGAUUCAAACUGCAAAUUGUUUGAAUGAACUUGAUUUCGAUGCCGCAAUAAAUAAUUGUACCUAGUUAGUUGCUGCAGAAUAUUAAUGAUAGAGUUAAGAAAUCUCUGAUUGCCGGUACUGAAAGUGUCGUGUGUCCGUAUGUGUUGGCCCUUACAAUUCACGCUUAGCUAAUUUAGCCAGCUUACCUAUAUUUACCUACAAUAGUUUGAAACGUCGAAUAUGUACCUUAAUAUUUAAUAAUUUUGUUUAUUUUCACAUCGCAUAGCACACUGUACUACAUAAAAUCUUUCAUACAACGAGUUAGGUCCAUAGCUGAAAAUAUUAUUAUUUGAUAGAUAGAAUCGAUCUCAUUGUUAUAAAAUUCUGUGUACAUGUGUACCUAAAUAUUGUUAUCAUACAAGGUAUGAACUUUGUGGAUAUUUUUUAGUCUUUAUUUUCCACUUUAUAAAUUGGUUAAAUAUGUAUGUUAUAAUGUUACUUUGUACCAAAGAUAUUUCGUUCGGAAGUUUUUAGUCUUCACAGAUGAACUACUUGUAUAGAUUAUUAAUUAAUACCAUUUUUUGGUACUUUAAAGUGGUGCAAUGGUUGAUAGUUAAGUACCUCUGUAUUAAUAAAAUUAUAUUAAGAUAUUUUGUAAAUCGUAUUUUUUUCCUUAUUUUGCCAUAGCUUCAGUGUAUGUUGAUCGCAUAUACCUACCAAUUGUAAAAUUAAUAUUACUUGCGUGGUUUCUGAUGUUUGGCUACGUUGUUUAAAGAAUAUGUGGGAGAUAAUUCAAAGAUUUAGCUAUAUGCUUAAAUUUUUUAAUAUUAAAUAAACAUUAUUGUAAAAUAAAAAUUUUUUAUGGUUAAAAGAUGUAUUUAUGUAAAAAUUUGAACUGUCGUUAAUUAGAAUUAUUUUCUAGGAUGUAAAGUUUUCUUCAAACACGUUGUAUCAUAGAAACAACAAAUAAAACUCUCAAACAUCGACAGUUAUUUUUCAUUUUACCGUUAUUGUGUAAAUAAAUAUAUUUAUUUAAUGACU